Messenger RNA from Cotesia glomerata, 2511 nucleotides. RefSeq names its product trissin receptor-like. The coding region runs from base 511 to 1728 and encodes 405 amino acids. The record is from RefSeq and is a predicted model, not a curated record. Lineage: Eukaryota; Metazoa; Arthropoda; Insecta; Hymenoptera; Braconidae. Gene Ontology annotation, biological process: G protein-coupled receptor signaling pathway. The transcript is spliced from 4 exons. Gene Ontology annotation, molecular function: neuropeptide Y receptor activity. Gene Ontology annotation, cellular component: plasma membrane.
ACGGCUACUAAACAGUAGGAUUUGCUCUUCAUGAUGAUCUUAAUUCAGUGCAUCGUCCGAAAAUUUCGAAUCAACGAAAAAGUGAAAGACAAAUUUUAAUAAAAUUUUAGAAAAUUUCUUUUAAUUAAUGCAAAAAUAACAUUUUUUUCCGCCUCAAUAUCGAAAUUUGAAAAUUUUGUUCGAUCUAGUGGAGUGAAAAUGGUUUUACGGUACACGAAUUGUUAUUUAAUAAUAUAACUAAAAACUGAUAAUUUUUAUUUUUUUAUUAAAAUUUGUUGAAUAAGUAAUGUCAAUUUAAAUUUAAGUGGAUUACUAUUUCAAGUGUUAAAAAAAUUAUUGAACUUGUGCCAAAAGUUCUAUUAUCGAUUGACUUAGGUAUUAAAGAUACACACUUUAACCGUUUAAACUUAAUUACAAAAACACCAAGAUGCAAAACAUGAAAAGAAUAAAUGAAAAAUUAUAAAAACAACUCUCACUUCAUUAACAAGAUUAUUUAUAAAUAACAUUAAGAUGUUUCUAGAAGCUGAAUUGAGCAGCAAUGAAGAAAGUACAUUUGUCAACAAUGAUUCUCUGCAGUACUUCUCGAAUGCAUCCAUCAACGGUGACUAUAUUUUUGAUCGGAUCGACAUCAAAAUUAUAUUCAUCACUCUCUAUUCCAUCGUCUUUUUCUUUUGUUUUUUCGGAAAUCUUCUAGUCAUUCUAGUCGUCAUGUAUUCACGAAGAAUGCGCGGCAUAACAAACUUCUUCCUGGCAAAUUUAGCUGUAGCAGACCUUUGCGUCGGAAUAUUCUGCGUCUAUCAAACCCUGAUUAAUUAUCUUAUGAACAGCUGGCUUCUUGGCCUCUUCCUCUGUAAAGUCUACACGUUUGUUCAUGCACUCUCAUACACAGCAAGUAUCAUGAUCCUAGUAUUAGUAUGCGUGGAGAGAUACCUUGCAAUCAUUCAUCCGAUAAAGUGUAGAUCUUUGCUGACAAGAAGUCGUCUGAGAGUAAUAGUUGUAAUUGGAUGGAUUUUAGCUGCUAUUUAUGCUUUGCCAAAAUUUAUAUACGCAGAAACAAUUGAAAAUAAACUUAUGAAUGGAGCUCUCGAUAUAAUUUGUAUUCCAAACAUGAAAAAACACAGUAAAAAUGCUCUUGACACUGUCAAUUUAAUUUUACUUUAUAUUGUACCUUUGUUUUUGAUGAGCUAUCUGUACACCAGAAUUGGAAUCAGGCUGUGGAAAAGCGGACGAACUUUAAGCGGCCCUGAUCUAAUAACCAGACCGAGAAAUAUAAGACUUCACCAUACGAAUGAAUCUAAUAGAAAUGUUCUUCGUGCACGUCGAGGUGUCAUAAGGAUGCUCAUUGCAGUGGUAAUUAUGUUCUCGAUGUGCAAUCUUCCUCAACAAGUCCGAAUCCUGUGGCUUCACUGGGGUUCAAAUUACAACCAAAAUUCAGAUUUCAGCACGAUAUUAACAGUUUCCACAGCUCUUAUAUCAUACAUGAAUUCUUGCUUAAAUCCUCUCCUUUAUGCCUUUUUGUCCCGAAAUUUUCGAAAGGCAAUGAGGGAGCUUUUUUCUUGCCGCUUUCAAAGGCGAGACAGAGGCUACAAUGCCGCAGACGGAGCUCACAUGGAAAAUGGUAACAACAACGUACCCCGCAGUUCCGUUAUACGAUUAAAUUCAACUUAUGACAGCCCUUGCACUACACACACCAUUACCAGGCAAAGUACGUACGUCAAAAGUUCGUGAACUUUGUUGUCUGACCCCGUGGCCGAUAAACCAAAUAUUGAGCCACGGAGACCAGUUUGCCAUGAUAUUGCUAUAACUCAAUUGUAAAAUAUACAUUAUUUCUUAUGUAAAAUUUUUCAUGAAUAUAAAUUUACCUCUCGUGAAAAUUCAAAAUACAAAGGUUUAUUAUGUAACUGAAUUUGCGACCGGUCAGAACGAUAAUAUAUACAUAUAGUUAUAUAAUAUACAUAGUCAAUUUCAAAGCCUCCUAGAUAAUGCUCGAUACAUUUCAACCCUCGGAAAAAAAAUUAACGACUACCUGGAAUCACUCUCCUUCCACAUUCUCAUCAUUCGAACUCCUUGUGAUUGUCGGAACUGCUAGAAAUUCCAGCUGAAGAAUUUAUAAUAAAGCUCCUAAAAAUUUUGAGCACACUUUACCGCGCAAAAAAAAAGUUCAAGCCUGUCUGAAGUCACCUUCAAAUUUUAUUGUUUUUGUUUUAACCAAUUCCGACUGUCGAAGCCUCUGGAGGUUCCAGCUGGAAAAUUCUGAGUACACAUUAAAAAGUGUAUCAGAAUUUUUUUGGAGCUUUAUAAAUUCUCCCGCUAGAAUUUCUAGCAGUUCCGACAAUUGCAAGGGGUUCAAAUGAUGAAAAUGUGGAAGGAGAGUGACUCCAGAUAGUCGUUAAUUUUUUUCCGAGGGUUAAAAUGUAUCGAACAUUAUCUAGGAAGCUUUGAAAUUGACUAUGUAUAUUAUAUAUCUAUGUAUAUUAGCGUUCAGCUGACCGGUCGCAACUUUAGUUACAU